This is a messenger RNA of Oncorhynchus nerka (sockeye salmon), 7028 nucleotides long. RefSeq names its product protein 4.1-like. Gene Ontology annotation, molecular function: structural molecule activity; actin binding. Bases 914 to 5230 code for a protein of 1438 amino acids. Gene Ontology annotation, biological process: cortical actin cytoskeleton organization. NCBI's taxonomy places the organism in Eukaryota, Metazoa, Chordata, Actinopteri, Salmoniformes, Salmonidae. The transcript has 26 exons. The record is from RefSeq and is a predicted model, not a curated record. Gene Ontology annotation, cellular component: cytoskeleton; plasma membrane.
UUUUUGGUCCUGCCCAGACUAGCAGUCUUUUCUAGCAGUCUUUUUUGGUCCUGCCCAGACUAGCAGUCUUUUUUUGGUCCUGUCCAGCCUUGAUUUGGCCCAAACAUAGACAUCUAUGUUUAGAAAGGGGAAGGGGGAUACCUCGUCAGUUGUACAACUGAAUGCUUUGAACUGAAAUGUGUCUUCCGCAGUUAACCCAACCCCUCUAAAUCAGAGAGGUUCGGGGGGCUGCCUUAAUCCACAUCCACGUCUUGCGUCACCCAGGGAACAGUGGGUUAACUGCCUUGUUCAGGGGAAGUACAACAGAUUUUUACCUUGUUAGCUCGGUGAUUCGAUCCAGAGCGUUUCAGGUCCAAUGCUCUAACCACUAGGCUACCCAUCCAGGCAUAGUGCUAAUGCUAGUUAGCGUUGGCUUACGAAACUACCUCUAACUUCCUUCGUAAUGGGCACAGAGACAUAAAAUGUAUAUCCACAAGUUCAUCUGACUCUGGGGAAGUAGAUAAAGGGCCUCAUUGCUAAAAUCCUGAAGUAUCCCUUUAAUAUCAGCCACAGCACAAUGGUCUUUGGCAGUAGACUGUAGAGAAAAUAUUAGAUUAGAAUAUUAGUCUCUGCGCAGGCAAGAAUGUUGACAUGCCGUGAUUGUUGUGUACACUAUCAAAAACAUUGGUGUUAUGGUUGCAGCUUGGAAUAAGCACUGCUGUACAAAUAUAGACGUAGACUAAAUUCUAACCGUUUGACAAAAAAUUCUACCGGUAUAUUUGAUCUCUGGGUUAUGUUGUUGGCAUGUUAUGACAUGUUACACUUUGAGUGUUGGACUACUGAGUUGUUAUACCAUUUUCUCCCCCACAUCACUCCGGAUCAACCUGAAUGGAAUCUGGAUGUGCUGUAUAUGACCUGUCAUGGGUGAAUCGCCAUGACGACAGAACCAAAUUCAGAGUCUAGCGCGGACCAGCAGGAGGCCAGUGCGGCUCCGCCACUGGAGGCGGACUCUUUUCCCCCGGCUGCCGCCCACAGCACGCCUGUCAGGAAAGAGCAGAACGGCGACGAGAGAGCGGAGGGAGGCGUGGUCCCACAGGGGAAUCAGCUGGAGCCAUCACAGGCGGAGGAGGACAGGACCUCGUACAGGUCGUCCACCAGUAAGCUGUCCAGGUCUCCCGGUGGAGGACGGAGUGUCCGCAGCUCCAGGAACAUGCAGUGCAAGGUCACCCUGCUUGAUGGCUCCGCCUGCACCUGCAUGGUGGAGAAACGGGAGAGAGGCCAUGUGUUAUUUGACAAAGUGUGUGAGCAGCUCAACCUCCUGGAAAAGGACUACUUUGGCAUCACAUUCCGGGACAUCGAAAACCAAAAGAACUGGUUAGACCAAUCCAAGGAGAUGAAGAAACAGAUCAGAGGAGCCGCCUGGAAUUUUUCAUUCAAUGUGAAGUUCUACCCUCCAGACCCUGCACAGCUGUCUGAGGAUAUUACAAGAUAUUACCUGUGCCUCCAGUUGAGGGAUGACGUGGUGUCUGGGCGUCUGCCAUGCUCUUUCGCCACCCACACGGUGCUGGGAUCCUACACGGUUCAAUCAGAGUUGGGGGACUACGAUCUCGAGGAGUCUGGGACGGACUACGUCAGCGAGUUCCGCUUCGCCCCCAACCAGACCAAGGAGCUGGAGGAGAAGGUCAUGGACCUGCACAAGAACUACAAAGGAAUGACGCCAGCUGACGCUGAGAUGCACUUCCUGGAAAACGUGAAGAAGCUGUCCAUGUACGGAGUUGACCUGCACCAUGCCAAGUUGGUAGGAAGCCUGUUUGAGUGCUUGUCUCCAGCUAAGGGCGAGGAUUCGGAGGGUGUUGAGAUCAUGUUGGGCGUGUGCUCUAGCGGUCUUCUGAUCUACCGUGACCGCCUGCGCAUCAACAGGUUCGCCUGGCCCAAAGUCCUCAAGAUUUCCUAUAAAAGGAAUAAUUUCUACAUCAAAAUACGCCCCGGAGAGUUUGAGCAGUUUGAAAGCACCAUCGGGUUCAAGCUCCCCAACCAUCGGGCGGCCAAGAGACUAUGGAAAGUCUGCGUGGAGCACCACACCUUUUUCAGGUUGGUGUCUCCAGAAACUCCCCCCAAGAAGUUCCUAAAUCUGGGCUCUAAGUUCCGAUACAGUGGGAGAACCCAGGCCCAGACGAGACGAGCCAGCUCCCAGAUCGUCCGUCCGGCGCCCCGCUUCGAGCGCUCCACCAGCAAGCGCUACAUCAUGUCGCGCAGCCUGGACGGAGCUCCGCAGAAUACACCCAAAAGGAGUUCACCCAAAAGGAGUUCACCCAAAAGGAGUUCACCCAAUAGGAGUUCACCCAAUAGGAGUUCACCCACAAGGAGUUCACCCAAAAGGAGUUCACCCAAAAGGAGUUCACCCAAUAGGAGUUCACCCAAUAGGAGUUCACCCAAUAGGAGUUCACCCAAUAGGAGUUCACCCAAAAGGAGUUCACCCAAAAGGAGUUCACCCGAAAGGAGUUCACCCAAAAGGAAUACCCCCCAGUCUGUAUCCUCGAGAAUUGAACCACCUGCUAGUUUUAACGUCGCUAAACCAACAGAGAUGGGCUCGGACCUAUACGGAAGGGCGAAGGGCAUCGCCAUGAGCGACCUCAUCACCACCGUGACACCGGAGAAAAGGGUGGAGGAGAGGAAGGCAGAGGAAGAGGUGGAAGUAAAGGUGGAGGUAGAGGUGGAAGUAGAGGUGGAGGUGGAGGAGGAUGAGACCACGAAAGCCACCGAGAUCUCUCUACCAAGUCCAACCUCUCUCAUUCGACACGACACCAAGACUGAACUGACUGACGCUGGUGUCGAUGGUGAACUGACAGCCACGGAGUCGGACCAGGAGGAUGAGUCCGAGUUAAAGACACAGGACACAGUGGGUACCCCGGAGGAGCUGUUGAAACACACGACCAACAUUAGUGAGCUCAAGAGAUCGUUCCUGGAGACAGGCGCCGACUCGGCUGGCCUUACCGAAUGGGAGAAGAGGCUGUCAUCGUCCCCCCUGCGCUCGCCGCGCCUCGACGAGGCCCCCAUGAUCGAACCCCUGGAACUCGACGAGGUACCGAGCCAAGAGGAUGAGGGAGAGGAUGAGAGAGAGAGAGCCAUGGCUGCAGGCGGUAGCGUUGAGGAGGACAUCACGCACAGCCCUGUGGAUACUAAGACUACUGUGGACUCUGACGGGUGGGUAAUAGUAAGCAAAGUCCCUCCUAAGGUAGCCGAAAAGAGAAACAUUGUCAACUAUAAAGUUAUGGCCGUCGAUAACACUGUGGCUGAAGGAGUGCUCGGUGGCGCCAGUGGUGUCGUCGUCAUCAAAGAGUUUGGCAAACCAUACGAGAGCUUCAACAGUGAACUAGCGUCCAAGGCCGAGGAGAUGGAGGAGAAGACCUACACCCUGGGCAAAUCCUACGACACCAUGUCAGGCAAGAUCGUCACCAUGACGACGCAGGCCAAAGAUGGCGGGGAGGCGGCGGUAGCCGUUCCUGCGGUGUUCGCCAGGGAGCUGAAGAGGGCAGCAGACCAAUCCACCACCACUGUGAAGAUCAUCCCGGUGUCGACUGAGUACGAGAUGCCAGUGUCGGUCCACUUGAGUCUCCCGCCCAUAGAGGGAAUCGGACCCCCAAUGAUCACCAUCCAGGAGGCAAGGACCCCCUCUCCAUCUGAGGGAAUGGGACCCUCCAUGAUCACCAUCCAGGAGGCAAGGACCCCCUCUCCAUCUGAGGGAAUGGGACCCUCCAUGAUCACCAUCCAGGAGGCCAGGACCCCCUCUCCAUCCGAGCCCAGCGACGGUGGCCUGGGCGCCAUGCGGACCGUAGUGUCCAUCCGAUCCAGCCAGGACAUCAGUGAUGCCGCGAGAGCUGACAGCAGGAAGCAGCUACGGGAGACUUUUCUUCUGGGAGACAGGAGCACCACCCCUGUUGCGCCUCACACACCCCUCUCUCCACGGUCCCCAAUGGCCAAGUCCCCAAUGGCCAAGUCCCCAAUGGCCAAGUCCCCAAUGAAGAUGCCCAAGCCUCAAAUGGUCGAUCUGCGUCUGAGCCCCAGCCCUGUGUCCUAUCUUUCCAGAACCCCAUCGCCCUCCAAAGUGCCAAAGCCCACCUUUGAGGAGAUGUCCCCGGAGCUCACCGCUCUCUUACAGUCGGCCAGAGAUCAGACCAGCACGCGGGUCUGGACUGCUUCGCCUGCCUUUAGUCAGACCGUGUUUAAGACAACAGAGAAGGUGGAGCGGAUCGUGCUGCAGACAGAGGUGGUAUCUUCCCAACAAGAAAAGGACCAGGACCAGCCUGAGUUGAAGUUGGCACAGCCAGAACAGUCUGACCACCAGCCUGACAACAUGGAGAACCAGGCAGAGCAUCAGACUGAGCAGGUAGAGACAGACUCACUGGAAGGGAUAGAGGACGAUAGGCCUCAGUCCGUGCUGGGGUUUAAAGGGCUGAGCAUGCAUGAUGACCACUCUGACGACUCAGACACGCCAAGCGACACUAGUGAUGCCACUAGCGUAGCCUCGGCGGGGCCGGCCCUGACUGCCGCAGCCAAGGCCGCCGUGGACAAGGCUAUAGGGGCGGCGGUGAAGCAGGCGGAGGCCGAGGAGAAAACUCCAGCCCCAGGCUUGGGUGGAAGCCUAGGCCUUGGGCUGGACAGUCAGUCAGAGGGAGAGGAGUCAGCAGGGUCAGUCUCAGAGGAGGAAGCGGAGAAGGAGAACAGCCCAGACUGGAGAGGGUGCUUCGUGCCCCCCUCCCCCGUGCACACCUCUCCUAUUGGAGCGUCCUGGCAGAGUCUCAGUGGGGAGGUAGCUGCUGCAAGGGCUCACUCGGAGUUGUCUGUGCUGGAGGCUCCAGAGGUCCUGACCUUCAACAGGGCAGACGUGGUCAAUGUGACCCAGCAGGUCCCUGUAAUACACACGGAAAUGAAAACUGUCACAUACCAGUCACUAGAGGCCCUAGAGGCUGACGCUGAUCCCGAGGCGGGGGUGUUGAUGAGCGCCCAGACCAUCACCUCAGACACCACCAGCACCACCACAACCACACAUAUCACCAAGACUGUGAAAGGAGGCAUCUCGGAAACCAGGAUCGAGAAGAGAAUCGUAAUCUCGGGUGAUGCAGACAUUGACCAUGACGAGGCCUUGGCUCAGGCCAUAAAGGAGGCCAAAAAGCAGCACCCUGACAUGUCAGUGACCAAAGUAGUGGUCCACAAAGAGACUGAGAUGACGCCCGAGGAGGGCGAAGAGUGACCGCAGGUGUGACGGGGUCACCGGGUUCACCAACGUUUCGGGAGCAUUCUGUUAACGUUACUUCAUGCUGUUCAGAGUACGGGACGCAAGCAGGAUAGUGGCGUUGCCAACAGACAGCACCCCACUGUAGCAGACACUAAUACUGCAUCCAACCACUACUGAACUAACCUCAUCCACCCACACUCCCUCACUCACUCACCAUCACUACUGGCAAACACAGACCUCCAAAGCUACCUUCAUAGGAACAUGUAUACUGCAUGAAAAGGGAACAAUUCUGCAUUUUUGUAAAAGAAAAAAUAACAAUAUAUCAAAAGUUCUACAUGUUUUACUUGACCUGUAAACUCAGACUCAAAGGUUUAAGAAUGUAUGUGAUGAGAGUUAGGAUAGUAUAGAUCAUUAUGUUGUAUUUAUUAUCAAACUGCUCACUUGGAAACAUGUAUAAUAGUAGGCUAUGAUGGCACAAUAUUUAUCCACGCAAUAGAUGUGGCAUUCAUCUUGUCAGAAGUCCCCUUAUUUAUCCCAAAUGAUGAUUUUAUCCAAUUUUACAAAGAUUAUUCCCUUUAAAAAGACAACAAUAAUAUCUAUGGUACUGGUACAUGCAUUUGCUUAGUAGGUCAUUCAUGCUCGAAGAUGAUUUUGUUGUUUUUACUUGUAAAUAUGCUUAUUUGGUUUUCAUUAAUUACAAGGUGAGGAUGAGGAUGAUGAGGCAAAAUAUUGUAGAAGCGUUAGUUAGCAGGAAAAGUUCAACAGACUCCAUUACUGUGACCUCUGAGGUGAUUAAGAAACCCCUUAUUAUACAGUAUGUGUCUUCACACUGUGGAUUAUACUUUCUUGUUGGCUUGUAUCUGAAAUUAUACCCUAUUCCAUAUGGGCUCUGGUCAAAAGUAGUGUACUAUAUAGGGAAUAUGAUGCAAUUUUAGAUACAUAAUUGUUUAGACACAUUCUUAAAGGAAAACUCCACCCAAAAACAAUAUUUUGGUAUUUGUUUCAUUAGUCCAUUGUUGACACAGUCCCAACAUGUUUUGCUUGUCAGCAAUCAAGUUUUCAAGAUAUAUAACUUUGAAAAUACAGAAAUCAUCCCUGUAUGAAACAUUUUGCAUCACAGGGUGCUGCGUGUUGCGUCACAGGGUGCAAAAUGCAUCAUACAGGGAUGAUUUCUGUAUUUUGAAAGUUACAUAUCUUGAAAACUUGAUUUUUGACAAGCAAAACAUUUUGGGACUAUGUCAACAAUGGACUAAUAAAAUUUUAAAAAUGUUUUUUUUUUUUUAGGGAGGGGUGGGGGGGUUUCCUUUAAGUCCUACCCAGAAUCCUCCUCAUCCCUGUGUGGCACAUCCAAGCCUUAAAACUGUGCAGAAUGGGCAGACAACAACCUCAAGUACAAGCCUGCAGUGUGUGUUUGUGUGCUUGGUUUCUCCCACACAGAGGCAUCAUGCCCAAUCGAACUUGAGCUGGCACUAUCGGGUGGCACAUGCCCCCCUCAAUAUCAUCCACUGGGAUGAGAAUACAUAAUUAGCAGUGUCUUAUAGAAUGAAUAUUAAGACAUUAUAUAUCAAAUCAAAAUCAAAUCAAAUGUAUUUAUAUAGCCCUUCGUACAUCAGCUGAUAUCUCAAAGUGCUGUACAGAAACCCAGCCUAAAACCCCAAACAGCAAACAAUGCAGGUGUAAAAGCACGGUCAUCAGUGAGCCCUCAGAGAUAUUGGGAUCAUGAUGCCUCUGAUCCCACCUCUUCAAAUCAUCAGCUGUGAAAACCGUCCUUGUUGAAUGUGUUUCCCACAAGAUAAAUAAAUGGAUAAAUACA